This is a messenger RNA of Fusarium graminearum PH-1, 1131 nucleotides long. RefSeq lists its product as uncharacterized. Bases 1 to 1131 code for a protein of 376 amino acids. The transcript has a single exon. The record is from RefSeq and is a predicted model, not a curated record. Lineage: Eukaryota; Fungi; Ascomycota; Sordariomycetes; Hypocreales; Nectriaceae.
AUGAUCGUAAACACAUUCGUUACUGCUUUUCUUGCAGCAUCCCUCAUGGUAGGCUCUCGUGCCAGUCCGUGCAAGGUCAGCUCCAGAACAAUCGACACAUCGACCACAGUUGGUGUUACAUCCACUUUCGCCGAGGUACCUGGUACUACUGAGAGUGUUGCCUCGACUACUGGUGUUUCUUCAUUCGAGGAUACAACCCUCACCAUCAGCCAGUCCGAGACCAGCACUGAAGCAUCUGCUAUUUCGGAGGACAUCACUACCGCUGUUUUAACCACCGAUCUGAACCCCAUCGCCAUCGAGACUGGUACUGAGUCUUCAACCGUCCCAGAGGAUAUCAUCACUACUUCUGUCUUGACAACAGACAUGAACUAUAUUACCAUUGAGACUGGCACCGAGUCAACGAUUUCAGAGCGUUUUAUCACUACUGCUAUCUCAACAACAGACCUGAGCUCCACCAUUAUCGACGGCAGCACUGAAACGUCUACCAUCUCAGAUGAUGCUACUACUACAGCCGCUUCGACAACAGAUCUGAGCUCCUCCAUUGUUGAUACCAGUAGCGAGACAUCAACCGUCCCAGAGGAUAUCACCACUACAGCUAUCCCGACAACUAGUGCUGAAAGUAUCACAGUUGUGAAAGAAACUACUACCACUACUAGUGAGGCUACUGUUUUCACUGGCUUCCUUGUCAACUCUGGGUUUGACGACACCGAUACUGUGCAGCCCUGGGGACACUCACCCAGAACGUUCACUUCGUUCUCUAUCGACAGUAAUACUAAGCACAAUGGCAGACACUCUGCGCGUUUGACUUCAAGUCGCCUUGGAAAUUUUGGCAUAGGUCAGGAGCUGGCCGCACCAGUCCAAGUAGGCGUAAAUUACCUUGGAACUGCCUGGAUCCGUCCCGGAACUGGAUGUGACACCGCAUCGCUUGCCUGUGUCUAUGGAGACGGUUUUGCUGCUGUUGCAAAAUAUUUCACGGUUUUCCCCCCAAACCAGUGGACCCAGAUCUCGUUCACUUGCGUAUACAAGCAAAACCAUGUCGAUCGGGGUCACCUGGGUUUGUUUUUAGGCUUUGACUGUCUAACAAGCUCUAGCACCUCGUGGGUUGAUACUGUUACUUUCGACAAGCAGUAA